Eublepharis macularius is the source of this 4577-nucleotide messenger RNA. It is a transcript of the gene SPPL2B, whose product is annotated as signal peptide peptidase like 2B. NCBI's taxonomy places the organism in Eukaryota, Metazoa, Chordata, Lepidosauria, Squamata, Eublepharidae. The coding region runs from base 32 to 1870 and encodes 612 amino acids. Gene Ontology annotation, cellular component: Golgi-associated vesicle membrane; cytoplasmic side of endoplasmic reticulum membrane; lysosomal membrane. The record is from RefSeq and is a predicted model, not a curated record. Gene Ontology annotation, molecular function: aspartic endopeptidase activity, intramembrane cleaving. The transcript has 15 exons. Gene Ontology annotation, biological process: membrane protein proteolysis.
UCCGCAAUUCCAGCCAAGACAAUAGGAGGCGAUGAUGGCUCCGAGGUGGCCGGGUUUGCUCGGUUUGUGGCUGUUAUUUAUGCUGCUGUGGGGCGACCAGGUGUCCUGCGAAUAUGGCAUGGUCCAUGCCUUCUCAGAGAAGGGGGGUGCCAAAGGCAAGGAUUACUGCAUCCUCUUCAACUCCCUGUGGGCUCCCCUGCCCCACGACUUGGGCAAAGCCUCUCUCUUGCAGCUGCAGAACCAGACAGUGUCUGUCUUGUGCUCACCUUCCGACGUACCAGAAGGGGGGUUCAGCAACACCAUCCCCAUGGUGAUGCGGGGCAACUGCACCUUCUAUGAAAAAGUGAGGCUGGCUCAGAUCAACGGCGCUCGGGGACUGCUGAUCGUCAGCAGAGAGAGGCUGGUUCCCCCUGCUGGUAACCGAAGUCAGUAUGAAGAAAUUGACAUUCCUGUGGCCCUGUUGAGCUAUGCUGAUAUGUUGGAUAUUGGCAAGAGCUUCGGCCGGUCCGUGAAGGUGGCGAUGUAUGCUCCCAGUGAGCCGGUCUUGGAUUACAACAUGGUGAUCAUAUUCAUCAUGGCUGUGGGCACAGUAGCAGUUGGUGGAUACUGGGCCGGAAGCAGAGAUGUGAAAAAACGGUACAUGAAGCACAAGCGAGACGAUGGGGCUGAGAAGCAUGAAGAUGAGACGGUGGACGUCAGUCCGGUCAUGAUCUGUGUGUUCGUGGUCAUGUGCUGCUCAAUGCUCGUCCUGCUAUAUUACUUCUACGACGAUCUAGUUUACGGCAUCAUUGGGAUCUUCUGCUUGGCUGCUUCAGUUGGCCUCUACAGCUGCCUUUCUCCGUUUGUCCGGCGGUUCCCUUGGGGGAAAUGCAGGGUUCCCGAUAACAACCUACCGUACUUUCACAAACGGCCGCAGGUCCGGAUGCUCCUCUUGGCCCUCUUCUGUAUCGCCGUCAGCGUGGUCUGGGUAGUCUUCCGAAAUGAAGACCAGUGGGCCUGGGUCCUUCAAGAUGCCCUGGGGAUCGCCUUCUGCCUUUACAUGCUGAAAACCAUCCGCUUGCCAACUUUCAAGGGCUGUACUUUGCUCCUCUUAGUCCUGUUCGUGUAUGAUGUCUUCUUUGUGUUCAUCACACCGUAUUUCACUGAGACGGGGGAAAGCAUCAUGGUGGAGGUGGCAGCUGGCCCAACGGACUCGGCCACUCACGAAAAGCUCCCCAUGGUGUUGAAGGUCCCGAGGCUCAACUUCUCGCCCCUGGCACUCUGCGACAGGCCGUUCUCUCUCCUUGGAUUUGGGGACAUUCUGGUUCCAGGACUCUUGGUAGCAUACUGCCACCGGUUUGACAUCCAAGUCCAGUCAUCCAGAGUAUAUUUUGUUGCCUGCACCACAGCCUAUGGCAUCGGCCUCUUGGUGACCUUUGUGGCCCUGGCUCUGAUGCAGAAAGGCCAGCCAGCGCUCCUCUACCUCGUGCCAUGCACACUCCUCACCAGCUUCAUCGUGGCCCUGUGUCGCAAGGAGCUGGGCAUGUUCUGGACGGGCAGCGGCUUUGCGAAAGAGCUACCUCAUCCUCCCUUGGUGAUCUCCCCCGUCAGCUGUCCCAAGCCCCCAAAGGAGGCAAGUCCGUUGGUGUCUCCUGGGCCCGAAGCAGACGAGAAAAUGACCAACCCCACCCUCCACACCGAAGAACCGAACAGCGCCCCGUCGUGCAGUGGUGAGCCGCAGGCCUCCUCCCCAGGGACAGAGGAACAGACUGAGUCCAGCGAACAGGCGGGCCAGCCAGUCCCCGCAACACCGUGUAUAGAACAGACUGCUCAGAAGGACGGUGCUUCAGAAAGCAAGAACCUCCCUGCAGAACAAAAUCAGUCUGACUAGGAACACACACACACUUGUCUCUUCCUCUUGUUUUCCCCUCUCCCACCACCACAAAUUAACUCAAAACCAAGGACUGGUUUGGUCCCACUGGCAUUUGGCACAGAAGCUCAUCACCAAUCACUGAUCAUCCAGCGCCAGGAAAUCUCUGUUUCUUUGUUCAGGACAAAGAUAAUCUCUCCCACUAAUUCUGCCUCCCCUCCCCACCCCAAAUAUGGUGCUUAAUGAAGAAGGUUCUGAUACAAUUUCAGUGGUUGCUUUUCAAACACUAGCAGAUGCCUUUGUUUUCCCUUCCCCGUUUCAUAAUGCUGGGGUAGUAUUAUAACAUACUUUUAAAAAAUGUAGACAGUAUUUUGCGCUUGCGUGGCUGUGAUAAUUGCUUUAGCGAUAGGUUAGGGCCGUGCGGGAAGAAAGUGUCGUGCAUCUCUGACCUGUAGACGUUUCCUGUUCUUUAAAAAAUAACUCCCCUUCUGCUGGGGAGGUUUCGUUUCAUACAUCUGUGUGUGUCCCCCACCCCUCUCCCAGUUAAACGGUUUAGGCACAAAUGAACUGGGGGACGAGCUGGCCUCCGGGAAGAAUUUGAUUAAGGCAAAAGGCUCGAUGCCCUGACCUACCUGUUCUUUGAUGCUAGAGAAACCCAAGGGACGAUGGCAGAGCCUGCAAUAUUCUGGGAAGGGUCCCUUGUGACUUGGCAUUUAGUAGAUGGAUCUGUUCUACUUUAGAAGGCCAGCCUCCCCUCCCCACCCCUAGAAUGAGUUAGAAAGCUGAUGGUGGUGAGGUUUGCAGGAACUCCUUCCUUAGUCGAUGCUUUCAGACAAGGCAAUCCAGCACUCAGUGCGAUCCUCUUCUUUUUUUUAUUUAGGCAGUAGGCUUGUUCAGCAGGAGAGAGGUAUGUUUCCUUUGCCAACCCAUUUCUGUGAGUUAGCGUGCCUGAUACCCUCUCUUUGGCCAGGAAGGAAGGCAGGGGGGGGGGGUGAUAGUCGCUGCCCUUGUGAAUGAACUGGAGCUUUUGCAGCCUCUGCACAAUGCAGGGGGGGGGAUCCUGCCGUGGUUGCCUAGGGGACCCUGAAAUCUCGGCGAGCCCUCGAAUUCUCGACCGAGCCUUUCUUGGGGAGCCACUGAGCAACGGGAGGGAAAGGGCUUGUCCUGCUGCAUCUCAUCUGUUCCGCUGCUGAGAGGCAAGUCCCUUUGAAUUUAACCCUCUUUUCCGGUCGCGUGGUAAACUUGGGCUGUCCGCUUUGCAUUGAAGCCUGCGGAAAGGCCGCUUUGAUCGGAGUUCGAUCCAAGUCCCUUGAAAAACCCAACAGCAGCUUGCGGCCUUGGAAUGCGUAUUUUUUACAAGGUGCUUCAGCUAUUUACGACAAAGGGGCUGAUCUUGAAUGUUGAGAGGGGAGGCAGGAGAAAGUCUUCCUGCUCGUUUAAGACCCGUAGAAGAGCAGCAGGAUUAAUGCAGCCCCCUGUAGCUGUUUUGACACUUGAAAGGGCUGGGGCGGGGAGAAUGCCUCAGCCUGCAUGCUGUGGGCCCAGUCAGGAUCAGCCCUUGCAGCAUUUUUAAAUUGCUUUAAAAUGGCGCAGGUAUCCAUGGGUCAGACCCACGGAAACCAUCAUAUCUAGUUUGGCAUCAUAUCUAGUUUGAGAGCCAGUUUGGGGUAGUGGUUAAGAGUGCAGGACUCUGAUCUGGAGAGCCGGGUUUGAUUCCCCACUCCUCCACUUGAAGCCAGCUGGGUGACCUUGGGCGAGUCAUGGUUCUCUGGAGCUCUCUCAGCCCCACCCACCUCACAGGGUAUUUAUUGUAGUGGGGAUAAUAAUGGCGUACUUUGUAAACUGCUCUGAGUGGGCAUUAAGUUGUCCUGAAGGGCAGUAUAUAAAUCGAAUGCUGUUAUUAUUAUGUUACUACUAACGUUGGGGAAGUGAGGAAUCUUCCCUCAAGAUAGAUUAGGGCAGGAAGGGGUGUGUGAAUUUCCCUGGACCUCUCUGGAACAUGUCAUCCUGAGGGUCUGCCACCUCUGUAGGUUUUUGUGCGUCUCUCUCCAUUAUUGUGUUGUGUGUCCACGUACUCUUCUUUUGUUUCGUUUUCCAGACUGUAGCACUGUAAUCUGUGUAUAAAGGUUCACCAGCUUCUGCCAACUUUUUCUGGUGACGUUACCAACGGCCGUCUGCCGGGUUGCCUCAGCUUUGAGCUGACCUAUGGGUGGGGGCGAUUGCCCUGGAGGGCAUUUUCCCUGGCCUCGGCCCUGAGCCAGUUUGGGGUAGUGGUUAAGAGCGUGGGACUCUAAGCUGGAGAGCCGGGUUUGAUUCCCCACUCCUCCACUUGAAGCCAGCUGAGUGACCUUGGGCUAGUCACAGCUCUCUGGAGCUCUCUCAGCCCCACCCACCUCACAGGGUGUUUUGCUGAGGGGAUAAUAAUGACAUAGUUUGUAAACCGCUCUGAGUGGGCGUUAAGUUGUCCUGAAGGGCGGUAUGUAAAUCGAAUGUUAUUAAAAAGUGAACCCGGUUUUCGGCAUGGCCUUGCUCCUGGGCGGAACAUGGUGAACGGUAAACAGAACCAGCUGUCGCUUGAGCAGAAUGACGGACGCUUGUCUUAGACACUACAGGAUUUAUGCCUUAAUUUAAGCCAUUUUAUAAAUAAUGUAUAUGAAAGUUUCAUUUUACAAAAGCAGGUUAAACAAUAAACUUGACAAAAUCCAGGUUAUUCAGACUUUGAGGCCAA